Molecule: messenger RNA, 1404 nt
Organism: Aureobasidium melanogenum CBS 110374
Lineage: Eukaryota; Fungi; Ascomycota; Dothideomycetes; Dothideales; Saccotheciaceae
Product: amine oxidase
Exons: 2
Coding region: 1-1404 (467 amino acids)
Molecular function (GO): oxidoreductase activity
Source: RefSeq, a predicted model, not a curated record
AUGGGCUCAGCAAGUCAAGCGAUCAGCGAGGAAACCGACGUCGUCAUAAUUGGUGCUGGACUUGCUGGUCUUACAGCAGCCCGCGAUGUCAUCAAAGCAGGUCUUUCCUGCAUUGUCUUAGAAGCCAGAGAUCGCGUCGGCGGUAAAACCUGGAGCCAACAGCUUCCUGAUGGGAAAGGAACUGUUGAUUUGGGAGCUGCUUGGAUCAACGACGUCAAUCAAACUCGGGUGUAUGCUUUAGCUAAGCAAUACAAUGCAGAGUUGAUUGAGCAAAAUACUACUGGAAAUUGUGCUAUUCAAGAUGCCAGUGGUGUUAUUUCGAGUUUUCCGUAUGGAGAAUUGCCGUCUUUUGAUGCUGCUGCAAAGGAAGAUGUUGCACGAAUCCGCGAUAUGUGCGAGGCAGAUUGUCAGAAAUUGGACACGUUCAACCCUGACGACAAAGCCCUUGACUCGAUGAGCUUCGAAGCAUACCUACAAUCACGCGGGGCCAGCGAAACAAGCAUGUCUACAGCAACUGUGUGGACACGAGCAAUGCUCGGACAGGAACCCAAGGAUCUAUCCGCACUGUACUUUCUCAACUACUGCAGAUCUGGGGGUGGUCUUUUGCAAAUGAGGUCUGAUAGAAAAGGUGGUGGCCAGCAUCUUCGUGUCCGACAAGGGAUGCAGCUAUUCUCGAAGGGACUCGCUAGUGAUUUGCCAGAUGGCGUGAUACGUCUGUCUAGUCCAGUAACAGCUAUCAACAACAAUACUGGCAAUGGCGCUGUCGAAGUACAUACCAAAGGCCACACCAUUCGUGCUCGCAAGGUCAUCACAACUGUUCCGACGCCAGUUCUCAAGAACGUUUCAUUCUCACCAGACUUACCCCCAAGCAAGCGAACAUGGAUUGAGUCGACAACGUAUGGCUACUACACAAAAGCCAUGAUGGUCUUUCGCACGCCCUUCUGGGUCGAUAGAGGCUUUUGUGGCCUCACACAAUCUUUCAUCGGUCCUGCAGGCGUGAUACGCGACACCAGUUCUCCGGCAGACAACAAGCACAUCUUAACCUGUUUCCUAGGCGGUAAGCCUGGUUUCGCAUGGGCAGCACUAUCAGAUGCAGACCGCGAGCAAAGUCUCUUGAAGCAAAUUGGACAGCUCUUCAACGCGAAAGAUAUUGCUGAGAAGGAGUUUGUUCAAAUGGUUACUUAUGAAUGGAUCAAGGAUGAGUAUUCUGGCUGGGGAUGUCCUUGUACUGGGUUACCUCCUGGUGUGCUAUCUUCGCUCGGUGGUGGCAGUUUGAGAGAACCAUGGGCGGACUUGCAUUUUGCUGGUACGGAAACUGCUGGAGAGUGGAAGGGAUAUAUGGAAGGUGCUGUACGAAGUGGUGAGCGCGCGGCAGCAGAGAUCAUCAAGAGUCUUCGGGCUUGA